AUGGGGCCCCUGUGUCCUUGCCCAAACUCAAAAAAGCCUAUGAAAAAGCCUAUAAAAAAGGUACCAGGGGCAUUUCAUGGGGCCCCCUACUGACCCCUGGCCCUCGGACAGUGCUCGAGUGCUCAAAUGGUCAGUCCGCCCCUUGCUCUCUACUCUGUCCCAAACUUACACUUUAAAGCUGAUAAUUUCACAUCAAGAUUGAGUUACCAAAGGCAAGUGGGCAAUUUACUUUGCAAGGGAAGCUGUGCAGUGCAAGGAAUUUUACCCCAGAGCUUAAUAAAUGUAAUGGAAUUUCACUUUACA
Staurois parvus is the source of this 303-nucleotide messenger RNA. The record is from the annotation of a GenBank genome assembly. Lineage: Eukaryota; Metazoa; Chordata; Amphibia; Anura; Ranidae.